This is a messenger RNA of Mauremys mutica (yellowpond turtle), 1448 nucleotides long. RefSeq names its product mitochondrial fission regulator 2 (gene MTFR2). The transcript is spliced from 9 exons. The coding region runs from base 230 to 1432 and encodes 400 amino acids. Lineage: Eukaryota; Metazoa; Chordata; Testudines; Geoemydidae. Gene Ontology annotation, cellular component: mitochondrion. Gene Ontology annotation, biological process: aerobic respiration; mitochondrial fission. The record is from RefSeq and is a predicted model, not a curated record.
GCGUCACGCCCCCAUCCGCUCUACCCAAUCGGCUUGCGAGGCGCUAGUUUUGAUUUGAUUUUGCAGCGGCGUAGCGCCGAGGUGAGGGAGGGGCGGGGGCCCCGGGAAGGACCUCGUGAGGCCUGGAGGAGCGCGAGCCUGACUGUAGAAAGGGUAUCCUGAACUCUUCUGGGAUAUAUAUGAAACUAAUGUUUAUAACCAGCUUUUGAAUUCUCAGACUGCUCUGUAAAUGGCUCUGCUGCUGAGUCUCAUAAGGCAACUUCUAGAAUACUUUGGUGUACCAGCUGAUCAGUUCAUACCAAGGUGGGAAGCUUAUAUAGACAAUAGCAGCAUUGGCCGUAUGAUUGAAACACGUCUUCCUUCAACCCCCUUCUCAAGAAGGCACUUUCAGCAGAUUAUAUCAGCUUGGCAAAGUAAGGAAUAUGGAUCUACGCGAAGCAUUGUUCGUAGACUUGGGACAGUUCUUUCUUUAGAACCUUGUCCAAGACCUCACUUUCAGGUGGUCCAAGACCGGAAUUCUUUGGAUUAUGACGAACGAAGUACAACUCCAAACCCUGUAGUUCCAUCUCUUGGUGAUAUUCUGAGGGUGGUAAAUGAUGAGGGAGAAUCUUUUGCUAGAUUUAGGGCUGAAUCAAGGGGAAAGGAAAUAAUUACAGUUGACCAUGAUGUAUCUCCAGCUAUAGUUUCCUUGCCAACUGUUCUAAAAAGUAGAGCAGAGAGAGAAAAUCUUGUGAAUGAAGAAGCAAUUAAAAAAAUUUCUGCACUUGAAAAUGAGUUAAUCCUUCUUCGUGCCCAGAUUGCUGCAAUUGUUGCAGUGCAAGGAUCAAGAAAUAGUAAUCAAUCAGGUUCAGAUGUCUUGAAUUCAUUUGGCAUUCCAAGUGGUUCUUUCCCAGUGCCAGCAAUGACUUCUACGCCAUUGUUCACCGCACCAGAUCACUUUGUAAUCCCUCCACCUCCCCCACUUCCGUCUAUAGCACCAUCUGGCUUUGAUGCCAGUAAUUCAGCAAUUGAACUUAUUAAACUACGUCGUGCUGCAAGUAAGACCAGCUCAACAACUGUUGACAAAACUGAACACCAGAAGACCCAGGGUGUUCUUAGUAUGAUGGAUGUUUUGAAGGAUAUAAACAAAAUCCGACUGCGAACUAUUGAGAAGUCACCUGGUGGUACACCUCUUCCUAAGACAAGAAAAAGGCGGAGUUCACAGUGGGAUCCAGCAGCUCUAAUAGCUCAGGCUCUAAAGCAGAAAUUUGCACAUCAAAAUGGCAAUGAUUCAUUGGACAAAGAAAACCGAUCUUGUGACAACUCCCCCUUUUCCAGUCCAGAAGCCCCUCUGGUUGGACGUCACAUUUUGAAGCCAAACUCAAAGAACAGCCUCAUAAAAGCUGAGGAAGUAACACAGGUAUCAACAGCAAAAGCAAGGGUACAUAUUUAACUGGUGGCGCUGUGUG